ACAGAGUGAAACCACGGCACCUCGACUUUAUCUCCACACUGAAAACAAACCCAGUUGAGUGCGAAAUGUCCAUGGGUUCGUGUCGAUGUCGCACAGUUGAUGUGCACUAAACUAAUUCCGGGUCAGUAAUGAAGGAGACGACCUUGUCGCUGCCUUCCAGUCCCACUAGUCACAGUUCCCAAAGCACCGAUGUACACGAAUACCAGGUGGACAACGUCAGUACCUCAUCCUGUAGGGAUAGUGAUAGUGACGAUGAAAUCGAAGACGCACUUGUUGUGUCAAGUGAGGCCGGCCUACCGACGAUUGAAAGUGUUUCGGUAGUGAACUCAACAGACGUACACAUCGGGAAUAAAACUGUAUACCAGGGCCCUGUGACUAUAAAACAGAUAGUGUACCCCAACAGUGCCAUUUCAGCUGACUGUGUGAAUAAUUUACAGAAAUGUGAGAAUAAAGUUACAGUUAAAUCAAACGUGUUUCACACAUCUGAGGGAAUAGACAAUUAUUCGUUUGAGAAAGAUAGCUCUUCGCAAAAUAAAAACAAUACCGAUAAUGAUAGGAACAUAGUAGGGAAUAACGACGCUCAACAAACUUUGACUGGAAUUGGAAAAGGGUCCCUCUGGCUACGAAAUCUACCAAAGAAGCACGCGACAGGCAUAGUUAUAUUCUUCUGUACACUGAUAGUGAUAAUAAUAAUUGUUGUUGCUCUUAUAUACCUGAGACAACCGCUACCUCUGGUGAGUGACGGCUAUAAUCGUGAUACCGACGAACAAGAUAAUAACACGCCUCAAGAUUAUUUAUCAGAUUCCAAUUCAACGAUAAACGAGAGACUGCGAAUUAUUCCCCGACUGCAGUGGCUAGCACAACCGCCCACGCACGAAGCAGAUUUACUGAAAACGCCAGUUCCCUUAGUGAUAAUACAGCACACGGCCACUGAAAGUUGCAUCUCUCUAGCUCAAUGUGUUUACCAAGUACGCCAUAUACAGCAGUUCCACAUCGAAAGCAACCAGUGGUGGGAUAUAGGCUAUAACUUCCUGGUUGGCGGAGAUGGCGCUGCUUAUGAAGGGCGAGGAUGGAAAUACGAGGGCGCCCACACUUUCGGAUACAACUAUAAAAGCAUAGGUGUGGGGUUCGUGGGAACUUUUAAUUCCGAAAUACCUCCGAAGAAUCAAAUCGCCGCCUUUAAGAAACUAGUUGCUAAAGGUGUCGAGUUGGGGUAUAUCGAGAAGGACUAUAAGAUUUUAGGCGCGCGACAGCUAUACGGCACUGAAAGUCCUGGAGCUGUUUUUCAGAAAGAAAUAGAGACAUGGCCUCACUGGGUCAAGCAACCAUAGCCAUAUCACUAAAGACUGUUGAACUUAGUAAAUUUAAUUGUUUUGUAUAAAAUUGUAGUUACUUCCAGGAUGUUUACAAACUUGUAAAGGAUAUUUGAAGAGGUGCGAAAACUAUGUUUUGCAAAUAGAAUACAUCUAUAAGUUGUCUCAGGUUUUAAUCGAGAAAAUUUUAAAGCAGUGGCGCGCACAAAUUUUUCUUUAAAAUAUCUAGUUAGGAUGCCUUAGCGCCGCCCCUGUAUCCCGAAAAGGAAGCUUUAAAACAUAAAAGUUCAUAUGAACUCUCCUUUUUAUUUUUACGAAUUCCAUUGCCUAUUAAAUUUUCCCCCUUAAAACUUGACAUACCCCUGUAUAUUUUUCAUAUCUACCUACUGACUUACCACAUUGAUACCAUGAAAACUUUUUUGGACCAAUUAACUGCACCGAUAGCUCUCGCAGUUUCUAUUAGAGUUUCCAUACCGUACCACCAUGCCUAUGUAUUAAUUUAUAUUUCUGGGUCACUAUUAUAAGUUUAUUUGCACUUACUGACACACACACCACAUACAAACACAAAAAUAAAAGUUAAAAUAAGAAUUAAAAAUAAUAACUAGGUACUUCACUUAAGGCACAAAUAGCCAUCUCUUUCUACAGUUUACGAUUCUAUGAUUAUUCAAGGUUUAUUCCAGAGAUCCUCGAUAAGUUUUUAACAAUCUUGAUUACUAUUUAUUAAUCUUUACGUCGUCUUGCAGAUUCAACGAUAUUGAUUAUUGAAAAUGUUUAUUAUGAAUGCGUUCUACCUCUACCUGUCUUUAAAAAAUCCUUUCCAAGUUUGUAAACACCUUCUUCCUAUAAAGGUGUCCCGAAAAUAAGUUCAACCAUUCAUAAAUCAUAAAUAUACUCUUAAUUUUCAAAAUAUAGUGCUUUUCAAUUACCAGACUCUACAUGUAUUUAUUUACUUCAUAUAUAGGUAUCAAUGGUAUCAUUGAUUGUUUAAACUAACAUACAUAUUUCUUUAAUGGCUAUUUGAAAGGUCUACAAAUUGACAAUAUACAGGGUGACUCUUAUUUAAUUCGUCUGCCAAACAUUUACAGGAUAAAUGUUUUUCGGUCAAAAUUAACAAAGUUCUUUGAUCUAUUAACAAAGUCAUUUUAAAGAAUUGCAAACAGUUGAAGUACCAACCAACCAAAUUUGGCUAUUGAUGACUAUUUUAUACAGAACCAUAUUAUGAGUAUAGGUGGUGCGAAACUCACAUUUCAUGACUAUACCUUGAUGAGGAUUUUUUUGCCUCAGAAAAUACGUGCUACGGAUGAAAGAGCAAUAACUGAUGAUUAAGUUAGAUUAGGUCAGAUCGGGUUAGGUUAGAUUAGGUUAGUACUGUUGAUAAAUGUUGUAUUCAUUAGUUAAAAAUUUGUAGUGUACAUGUAAUACGAUAAAUAAUAUUCCUUUUCUCAUAA
Messenger RNA from Anoplophora glabripennis (Asian longhorned beetle), 2761 nucleotides. RefSeq names its product peptidoglycan-recognition protein LC-like. The record is from RefSeq and is a predicted model, not a curated record. The coding region runs from base 129 to 1331 and encodes 400 amino acids. Gene Ontology annotation, biological process: peptidoglycan catabolic process. Gene Ontology annotation, molecular function: N-acetylmuramoyl-L-alanine amidase activity; zinc ion binding. The transcript has 3 exons. NCBI's taxonomy places the organism in Eukaryota, Metazoa, Arthropoda, Insecta, Coleoptera, Cerambycidae.